CUGUUGUAAUUGACGAUGCCGCCCUCCGUACAUUAUUGUACUAAUAAUAAUUCCUCCAAUAAAGAUAGAAUUCGUUAAAUUUUUUGCAUAAAAAUCAAAUUUUCUUUUUUCUCCCAAUAAGAAAAUUAAAUGUAAAUUCAUUGAUCGGAAGAUCGAUCGGAAUGUUGAAUUCAGGCGUAUCUCAAGCUACUCUGCAGCUACGUCAGUGGCUUGUUCUGCCGCAGUAUAAAAGCGGAAGAAGAAAAAAUGAUAAAUAUAAGGAGUCGUUGUUGAAUCCGGCGGGAGAAAUUCCGAAAGGUUUCAUGGCGGUGUACGUCGGACGGAAAAAACAGAGGUAUGUUAUUCCGACGAGGUAUCUGUCGAUGCCGGAGUUUCAGGUGUUGAUGGAGAAAGCCGGUGAAGAAUUUGGAUAUGAUCAAGAAGGUGGUCUUCAGCUUCCGUGCGAAGAUGAUCAGUUUCAUGACAUACUCUUCAAAUGCUUAAGACUUUCUAAGAAAAAAUCCAAAUCUUUGAAAAUUUAGGGGUUAAUUGCAAAAUAAUUCAUAAAAUUUAAUGUAAUUUGCAAUCAUAAUAUAAAUUUUGAUAUUUGAUAA
This is a messenger RNA of Mercurialis annua (annual mercury), 593 nucleotides long. Its product is annotated as auxin-induced protein 15A. NCBI's taxonomy places the organism in Eukaryota, Viridiplantae, Streptophyta, Magnoliopsida, Malpighiales, Euphorbiaceae. The record is from RefSeq and is a predicted model, not a curated record. Gene Ontology annotation, biological process: response to auxin. Bases 162 to 521 code for a protein of 119 amino acids. The transcript has a single exon.